CAGAGUUCAUGUUACAUAGUGCAGUACAUUGAUCAGAGAGAAAUAGAGGGAGGAAAAUGGAGAGUUUAUCCAAAUUAUGGAAGAUGUUUUCUAACGAAGAAGAAUCCCGUCUUUAUACUCCGGAUGAAACAUCUACCAGAGGGAGGAAAAUGGAGAGUUUAUCUAAACUAUGGAAGAUGUCAUUCUCUAACGAGGAAGACACCCGUCUUAAUAAUCUAGAUGAAACAUUUACUAGUUUCGGUAGUACUCCAUUACACAUAGCAAUAUUGUCUGGUGACAUCAAAUUUGCAACCAAAAUCUUAUCUCAGAAACCUGAUCUUGCAUUGAAACAAGACUCAAAUGGAUUUACUCCACUUCACCUUGCUUCUGUGAGAACAAGUCUCCGGAUGGUGAAAUUGUUGAUACAGGCUGAACCUGGUGCUUGUAUAGUCCAAGAUGAAGAUGGAAGAACACCUCUACAUCUAGCAGCUAUGGAGAAUCGAGUAGAUAUUGUGAAACUACUAAUGGAAGAGGGACUACCCGAAGCAAUUCACAUAAGGAAUGAUAAUGAAACAAUACUACACUUAUGUGUCAAAAAUAACACCAAGUUGAAGACUCUUAAGCUAUUGAUAGGUUACUUGGUGCUUGCACAACCUCCAUACCCAAAUUCUGUAUCUAUCCACUCCACUGACAACGAUGGCAACACAAUCUUACACCUUGCUGUGGAAAUGGGAAACACGAAGAUUACAAAUUAUUUAUUGCUGAAUAAUAAUGUAAGAAUUAAUAUGAAUAUCGAGAACAAGAAGGGCCACAAAGCCUUAAAUAUGUUAUCGCAAGCAGAAAGGAAAGAUCUAAAAUUUGGAUUUUAUAGUUGUCAUAUACGCCACGACAAGCAUAAAAGUAAACCCUUUUCUGAAGAUGGUGAUCAUGAAGGGCUGAAAGACAGGAUCAAUGCAUUAAUGGUGGUGGCAACAUUGAUAGCUGGAAUCGCCUUUCAAGCUGCAAUGAACCCACCAGGCGGGGUUUGGCAAGAUGAUUCUAAAGUCAACUCUAGUACUGACCCUGUUAUUUUUGCUUAUUAUCUUGAUCAUAUGUUUGGCCCCUCUAUAUCUGGUGGUUUGGAUAGCUACAUAAAAUACAACUUGCGUUAUCCCGCGAGUGUUACUCCCGGUUAUUGGAAUUUUCGAAGCUAUAACAGUACAAUUGAAGGACAAAAACAGGGAAUCAAUCAUUUAAUUGAAAAGUUGGUGAAGAAUCUAAGAGAGACUUAUCUGAAUGAUUUUUAUUAUAGGCAAAUGACAUCAAAAGGUUUAAUCUUGGAAGAUUUCUUGUUUACUGAUGUUGUUUCAUUUUACAACCGCAAUGCUACGAAUAAUACUAACAGAGGUGGGUUUUUCCCUUAUUUAAUACGCUACGCUGGAACUCCUAUACUGGCUUAUACAUGGCCGAAUCACUAUGUGGUUUACAUGGUUACUAAUGGAGCUGCAUUUUUUGCGUCUCUGACUAUUAUAUUUCUGGCCAUGUGUGGGUUUAUGAUGGAAAGAUCUGUUACCCAGGUUCGAAUUCUUAUUGUGCUGAUGUGCAUAUCAAUCGGUUGCAUUGCAUCUAGUUAUUUGUCUAUAUUAGUAGCUAUGAUGCCAGGUUUUUAUGUUGGAAUAUCUAUUUUUGUUAUAUUCCAAGUAUUUCUUGGAGUCUGCUGCAUGUUGGGAGUUGGGUACUUCAUUUGGACUUUGACAUGGAAGAUAGUGAAGCUGCGAAAGAGAACCAGGCAUUACCACAUUGGAGUUGUUAAUUACCUUAAAGCGCUUUUCUUCAGUAUGGACGCCAAGGAUACAGGAAAACUGGUUUUAUUUAUUGUUGCCUACUCUGGUUUUCGUAUUAAUGGGUAUAUUUAUUAUGGUAGUUGGUCCCAUAUUAACCCGUUUUUGUAUUAAACCAGAUUCCCGAUUUUGGGUAAAAACCGACU
This is a messenger RNA of Papaver somniferum (opium poppy), 1945 nucleotides long. RefSeq lists its product as uncharacterized. Bases 57 to 1913 code for a protein of 618 amino acids. Lineage: Eukaryota; Viridiplantae; Streptophyta; Magnoliopsida; Ranunculales; Papaveraceae. Gene Ontology annotation, cellular component: plasma membrane. Gene Ontology annotation, molecular function: protein phosphatase regulator activity; protein phosphatase 1 binding. The transcript has 2 exons. The record is from RefSeq and is a predicted model, not a curated record.